This is a messenger RNA of Bradysia coprophila, 916 nucleotides long. RefSeq lists its product as uncharacterized. Lineage: Eukaryota; Metazoa; Arthropoda; Insecta; Diptera; Sciaridae. The record is from RefSeq and is a predicted model, not a curated record.
GAAGAACAAAAACUGAGGAAAAGAAAAGACGACGUAAAAAACGUAAACAUAAAAACAUAAAACGUAAAAAUUGGAAAAUAAUAGACAAAUUGUAAUAAAAGUUUACUGUCACACUAUUUUCGUAAUUCAAGACGUUUUUUAUUUGAAUAUUUAAAAGUUCCGGCGAUGGCUUAUUCACAACCGGGCUAUUCUGAUAAAAAGAUUGACAUUAUAUUAGAAUGGCUAAAUAAAUAUCCUUGUAAUGAAGGCGAUCCCGUUUUAUUUGGCGAGGACACGCUCGACAGAACAAUUCAUUCACAAACAUCAUCAAUUUCGUCAGGCGGAUCGGUUAAAAAAGAAAGAAAAACGUUACUUAAAAUAUUUGAGGUUGUUUCGUCCAUUACCAUCGAUAGCCAUCCGAACAAUAUUAGAGCAAUGGACCCAAAUGAACUGGUAUCCAUUGAAUUUACUCUUAAUACCAUCAAGAUGAAAAUGAUGAAACUGAUGAGUGAUUGUGAAUCGAAUGAGAUGCAGGUCAUUACGGACAAACCUCAAUACGUUCCGAUUGAGACAACAGCGAACCGGCGACGCAUCCCUGUUUCAUUGAAGAAACUAAUUAGCCGUCUUUCAUCGAUGGUCUCAGAUCUGAGUAUGACGCUAAAAAGCGGCGAACUGUCCGAUAGUGAUAGAGCUUACUUCGUUAAAGGGUUGAAUGAAUUGAUAAAGAGUAUCACCUCAGCCUGUGAAACAAUUGCAGCGGAAUACAAAACUAGUUCACACUCAUCCAUUGCCACGUCUCCGACCGUCUUUUGAAUAGCAGUUGCUGCAAAUAAUUAUUAUUUAAAAACAGCUUUUUGUAUAUUGCGGUUGUUUUUGUAGCAACUUUAUGUUGGUUUAUAAAUCUUGGCAAUCUAUAAAGUGUAUAAAUGUAGCGAUA